Messenger RNA from Ixodes scapularis (black-legged tick), 777 nucleotides. Its product is annotated as glycine-rich cell wall structural protein-like. Bases 1 to 777 code for a protein of 258 amino acids. Lineage: Eukaryota; Metazoa; Arthropoda; Arachnida; Ixodida; Ixodidae. The record is from RefSeq and is a predicted model, not a curated record. The transcript is spliced from 3 exons.
AUGUCGACGUACUCUCUGAAGCGUCAUGCGGGACCAAAGAAAGGGAAAGGCAGUGUUUAUGUUUGGCUGAUGGCGGUUCUAUUGCAGAUCUGCAAAGAAACCAAGUUCUCCCAAGCUUCCAGAGGUCACCAGUCUGUUGACAACCCCCUGAGAAUCAACAUGAAGCAGUUCCUGUCCAUUGCCGUCCUGGCCGUCGUAGCUUGCGCUACCUUCGCCGAGGAGGCUAAGGUGGAGGCACGCGGUGGUGUCCUGGGAGCCGGUCUCGGUGCCGGAGGACUCGGUUAUGGAGGCGGACUCGGUGCCGGAGGACUCGGUUACGGAGCCGGGCUCGGUGCCGGAGGGCUCGGUUACGGAGCCGGUCUUGGUGCCGGAGGACUCGGCUACGGCGCUGGUCUCGGCGGUGUGGGUCUCGGUCACGGAGUCGGUCUCGGCGGCGUUGGUCUUGGUCAUGGAUUCGGAUCUGCCUACGGUCAAUCCGCCGGAGCCAACCAGGCUGGAUUCAAGAAGGGAGCUGCUGGACACGCCCAGGGGUCUGGAGCCUUCGCUGGUGGAAGCGCCGCCAAGAACGUGCAGUCCUACAACCACCAGUCUGGCUACAACUCCAACACCGGCUUCUCUGCCAGCGAUGCCAAGAACUUCGGAGCCGGUCAACAGCAGGGAUCUUCCGGAUUCAGCGGUGGAGCAGCCGCCGGACAGGCUGGCUACGGACAGAGUGGUUUUGGAAAGGUCGCUGCCGGAGGAGUCGGAGUUGGCGGACUUGGCUAUGGCAUCCACUAA